AUGAGGCAGUUCGCAGAUGCAAAUCAUCUGUACCGCAGUACUGAACCAAACUGUGGCACCCCCAAAUUUGUGUUGUUAAAUGAAGAUAUCCUGACUUGGUUUUUGCUUAAAGUGCUUUUAUCUGUUUUUAUUUUCCUACUUUCAGGAAGAACACAAUUUAAAGUGGUAAUUAAAGCACUUUCUCCAAAAGAGAUCACCAGAAUUUACACUCCUCACCCUCUGGAUAGAAAUGAUGGCACAUUUCUUAUGCGGUAUCGGAUGUAUGGGAGUGUCAGAAAAGGGCUAAAGAUUGAGAUACUUUAUGGUGACAAGCAUGUAGCUCAAUCUCCUUACAUUUUGAAAGGACCUGUUUAUCAUGAAUAUUGCGACUGCCCUGAAGAAGACCCUGAGAUCUGGCAGAAUGUUUUCUCUUGCCCAUCCCAAGAGCCUCAGAUUACAAAGGACUUCAUUCCCUUUCCCACCAUUGACCUGCAGCGAAUGUUUAAAGAAAUCCCAUCAAAGUUCAGUCAAACAAGAGGUGCCAUUGUUCAUUACACUAUUCUCAAUAAUCGCAUCUACCGUCGUUCCUUAGGGAAAUACACAGACUUCAAAAUGUUCUCUGAUGAAAUGUUACUGUCACUGGCAAGAAAGGUUCAUCUCCCCAAUGUGGAGUUUUAUCUUAAUGUUGGAGAUUGGCCAGUUGAGUACCGAAAAGCCAAUGAUACGCCUGGGCCCAUUCCCAUCAUCUCAUGGUGUGGCUCUGUGGAUUCGAGAGACAUCAUCCUUCCAACAUAUGACAUAACCCAUUCAACUCUUGAAACCCUGCGUGGUGUCACAAAUGAUCUCCUUUCUAUUCAAGGAAAUACGGGCCCAUUCUGGGACAACAAAACUGAACAAGCUUUAUUUAGAGGUCGAGACAGCCGAGAAGAACGUCUCUAUCUUGUCAAGUUAUCCAAGGAAAAUCCAGAACUACUAGAUGCUGGAAUAACAGGGUAUUUCUUCUUCAGAGAAAAAGAAAAGGAGUUGGGAAAGGUUCCACUGAUGGGCUUCUUUGACUUCUUCAAGUACAAAUACCAAGUGAAUGUUGAUGGGACUGUAGCAGCUUACAGGUUUCCAUACCUCUUGCUGGGUGACAGCCUAGUACUGAAGCAAGAUUCCCAAUACUAUGAACAUUUUUAUACUGUAUUGAAACCAUGGAAACAUUAUGUUCCAGUUAAGAGAAGUUUGGAAGACUUGCUAGAGAAAAUAAAAUGGGCUAAGGAAAAUGAUGAAGAAGCACAAAAAAUUGCUAAGGAAGGACAGUCAAUGGCAAGAGAAUUACUUCAGCCUCACAGACUUUACUGCUACUACUACAAAGUGCUCCAGAAAUAUGCCGAACGCCAAGCCAGCGAACCUGAAAUACGGGAUGGAAUGGAACUUGUACCUCAGCGUGAUGACAGAGACUCAGUAUGCAGCUGCCACAGGAAAAAGCCUUUAAGGGAAGAUCUAUAACUGUACCGGAUGGAGAAAAUCACCCACUUACAAUGCAAGAAUUUAAAUAGGAUUUAAGCUGUGAAAUCUAAGACACUUACGCACUAGCAGAGAGUUUUAGUUAUAUAUUCUUACUGUAUUUACAUACCCUUUUUCACACUGACUCUGGUCUGCAGCAUUGGUUCCCACAGUUUUGUCUCUAUGACCGCCACCAGGCAGAUACUGAGCCUGUAAUGGGGAGCAUUCAGGGGACUUGGUUUAUGUAUUGCAUCAUCACGGAGGAAGAAUGGAGUGCUGCUCAUGAUCCAGAUGGGACCCAGAUACCUGCGUUUUGUGAGGAACCUGUCAUCCAAAAGAGAUCUCCCAUGAGUCAGGGCAAGUUAAUCUAAAGGAGCAUUUGCAACAUUCUAAAGCAGUGUUAUGAUUUCUUCAUAAAGUUUACCUCAGUUUUAGAUUAUUUCUUGUAUACAAAACAAUUUUCUAACUAGACAAAGAAAAGUAAUAUUUGAGAUUUACAGAUAUCAAAUCUGGUGUUGCUUUGAGAUCAUUUUGUGAUAUAUGAUGUAAUAGAAUAAAGAACAUGAUUUAAUCUUUAA
Messenger RNA from Meleagris gallopavo (turkey), 2045 nucleotides. NCBI's taxonomy places the organism in Eukaryota, Metazoa, Chordata, Aves, Galliformes, Phasianidae. The record is from RefSeq and is a predicted model, not a curated record.